AUGGAGCAGAGACGCUCUCCACAGCCCCACGCACACGGAGACAAGAAGCCAUUCAAUUGCUCUGUGUGUGGGAAGGCAUUUGCACGGCAAUCAAGUCUUCAGAGACACCAGAGAACACACACGGGCGAGAAGCCAUUCCUGUGUCCUGUGUGUGGGAAGGCAUUUGCACGGUCAUCAACUCUUCAAACUCAUCAGAGAAUGCACACGGGCGAGAAGCCAUUCCUGUGCCCUGUGUGCGGGAAGGCAUUUGCACGGUCGUCAACUCUUCAAACUCAUCAGAGAACGCACACGGGCGAGAAGCCAUUCCUGUGCCCUGUGUGUGGGAAGGCAUUUGCACGGUCAUCAACUCUUCAAACUCAUCAGAGAACGCACACGGGCGAGAAGCCAUUCCUGUGUCCUGUGUGUGGGAAGGCAUUUGCACGGUCAUCAACUCUUCAAACUCAUCAGAGAAUGCACACGGGCGAGAAGCCAUUCCUGUGCCCUGUGUGUGGGAAGGCAUUUGCAGACUCAUCAACUCUUCAUAGUCAUCAGAGAACACACACGGGCGAGAAGCCAUUCCUGUGCCCUGUGUGUGGGAAGGCAUUUGCAGACUUAUCAACUCUUAAUAGUCAUCAGAGAACACACACGGGCGAGAAGCCAUUCCUGUGCUCUGUGUGUGGGAAGAAAUUUGCACAC
Messenger RNA from Callorhinchus milii (elephant shark), 675 nucleotides. Its product is annotated as endothelial zinc finger protein induced by tumor necrosis factor alpha-like. The annotation marks the transcript as partial. Gene Ontology annotation, molecular function: RNA polymerase II cis-regulatory region sequence-specific DNA binding; DNA-binding transcription factor activity, RNA polymerase II-specific. Lineage: Eukaryota; Metazoa; Chordata; Chondrichthyes; Chimaeriformes; Callorhinchidae. The record is from RefSeq and is a predicted model, not a curated record. Gene Ontology annotation, cellular component: transcription regulator complex; PcG protein complex. The transcript has a single exon. Gene Ontology annotation, biological process: regulation of transcription by RNA polymerase II.